AUGGCUACUAAUCCAGGAAACGAUAUCAAAGGCCGGCUUGUCUUGAUCACGGGAGCUUCGGGCGGGCAACUAAUGUUAUGUAUGAAUGACAGCAUUGGCUCAGCGUGCGCAAGACAGUUUGCAGAGCUCGGAUGUGAUCUCGCCCUGACAUACUCCUCCAACCGCGCUUCAUUGGAAGCUUUGGUCAAGGACUUGCAGCCGAUUGUCAAUGGGCACAGUGGUAGCCACAAGAGCACUCUUCGCAUUUCCAUGCACAAAGCCGACUUGUCUUCGCCUGAAGAGACGACGCAGCUAUGUGAGGAAGUCCAGAAAGACCAUGGUCGAGCUGUUGAUAUUCUCGUCUCUAACGCUGGUUAUGGCAAGAGAAUAAAAGACGUUUCGGACAUUCCGCUGAGCGAGUUUGAGAUUACUCUGAACGUGAAUUUGAGAGCUCCCUUCCUACUCGUCAAAGGAGUCGUAGAUGGUAUGAAAGCACAGAAGUGGGGCAGGAUCAUUUUUGUGUCCUCCAUCGCAGCGUACGGAGGUGGCAUGAACGGAUGCCAUUAUGCGGCUUCCAAAGGUGGCCUGAUGGGAAUGAUGAAGAAUCUCUCCACCAAUUUAGCACCUUGGAAUAUCUCUGUCAACGAUGUAGCACCGGCUAUGGUCGGGAAUACUGGUCUGUUGCCGUCUGGCGACCAAUUUCCUGGGCUGGUCGAUAGCAUACCGUUGCACCGACUUUGCGAGCCUGAAGAGGUUGCGAAUGCCGUCACCUUCUACGCUCGCACAGGUUUCACCACUGGGCAGAGUGUGAUAAUCGCUGGAGGUCUGAAGUGA
Molecule: messenger RNA, 813 nt
Organism: Pseudocercospora fijiensis CIRAD86
Lineage: Eukaryota; Fungi; Ascomycota; Dothideomycetes; Mycosphaerellales; Mycosphaerellaceae
Exons: 5
Coding region: 1-813 (270 amino acids)
Molecular function (GO): oxidoreductase activity, acting on the CH-OH group of donors, NAD or NADP as acceptor
Source: RefSeq, a predicted model, not a curated record